This is a messenger RNA of Syngnathoides biaculeatus (alligator pipefish), 3312 nucleotides long. It is a transcript of the gene atf5a, whose product is annotated as activating transcription factor 5a. Gene Ontology annotation, cellular component: nucleus. Lineage: Eukaryota; Metazoa; Chordata; Actinopteri; Syngnathiformes; Syngnathidae. The transcript is spliced from 5 exons. The record is from RefSeq and is a predicted model, not a curated record. Gene Ontology annotation, biological process: regulation of transcription by RNA polymerase II. The coding region runs from base 442 to 1935 and encodes 497 amino acids. Gene Ontology annotation, molecular function: RNA polymerase II transcription regulatory region sequence-specific DNA binding; DNA-binding transcription activator activity, RNA polymerase II-specific.
AGAAGUUUGAAGUGAUGACGGACACUUUAAAACAAUAAUAGCGUGCGUUAAUAUGUAAAAUGUGGGCUCUAAUCGCGCCCGUAGUUGUGUUCUCGCGAGGAUUGUUUCCCGGAAGUGAAGGUGAACACACGACACAGAAUCCAGUAACAAGCUUCCGUCGUAGAAAGUCUGGGAAUUUACUCGUCGAGCGCAACGCUGCAAGUACCCCUACACGCCGUCGUCUGGGCCGAGCUGACACGAUGGCUUUUUGACUUUUGCAAGACGUUUUAGCCCGAGAAGACGCCGUGCUUUGCUUUGGCAACGCACUCCCAAGCUCUCUAAACUAUUUCUCUGCAAGAAUGGAGUUUCACUAUGCCCACCCAGCUCUGCUCUCUGAGGCCCAGCUGUCCGACCCCGACUGCCCCCAGCACAUGCUCCGACUUGGACUGAACCGAAGCGCCGAUGGACAGAAUGAUGAUGGUGACACAGGCUCCUGUUUGGAAGACGCUUCGUGCGUGCCAGGGAGACCCCCUCGCUCUCUCUCACCCACAGGCUAACCACAGCCAAUCACAGGGGUGCAGGGGGGAGGUGUCAGAGGGGAGUCAGCACUUAAUUGGUGAUGUUCUCACCGACUGGAUGACGGAAGAAGUGGAUUUCUCCUCGUACCUCCCAAACCCUCCCUCCCCUCCUACAUCCACCAAUGCCUCCCUUCCCCCGUCACCCCUUCACAAUGAUAUCCAUGUGCCCUCUGACUUAGAGGUUAUGACCUCUCUGCUGCAAGAGGAACUCGCCCAACUGGAAGACUACUUCCUAUCGGAGCCACUACCGGAGAAAGGUCCGAGGCUGGGGAAAUGCGACCGGGGACCUCCGCUGACGGUUCCUCAACCGUUCGGACAACUUCCCUACACAUCGUACUCCACACCCAGCCAAUCGGAAUCCAGCCCAUUUCUUCUCACCUUGGCAAGCGGAGAACUGGACUUGCUUGGCGUGUGCGGUGGGCCUGUUGUCCGAUCAAAAAUUCCCAGGCACACCCCGUAUAGCUGCGGCCGCCCCAGCCCGUGCGUUAGGAAAAGAAUCCCAGACACGGUGAGGUUAAGUGACAGUUAUGACAACAGUUCAAGUUCCAAAGCAAGCAACUCAGGUAACUCGGCACUCACUUAUUGCUGCGUGGAAGAGGAGCAGUUAAUCGGGAAAGGCUACUGUCUGGGCAGUGCGGCCGAGCUCCGAAAAUGCGCCACUCUAGCGAAAGAAGAGAAGAACUGCUGCUUCAGUCACAACGCCGUUGGCAACGCAAAGGUCGCCGCUGCCGCUGGUGGAUUCCAUUUUGGCGCAUCACUUGACGACACGCCAAAGAAGGAAGAUCUGUUGAUGUAUAGCAUGAGAGAAGUGAGUGCCGGCACUGGCAACAGCGAGGUGCUCGCCAGCAUCAAAACCGGUGUGGAGGUGGCAAAAGCCACAGUUUCCUGGAAAGCCCAGAGCAGCGAAAGUUGUUAUCUUUCGGGAGCACCCCAGUCCGAGACCUAUCACAGCUUCUUCACCGAACAGGUCAAAGCAGAAAAUCUGCAGAUUGGGCAGCAUGACUUGCACUGUAAUUUCCUGGAGGAACCGGGCCCAGAAUGUCUUCUGAUGGCGAGGGACAGUCUGAGCUUAGAAUCUUGCAGGCUGAGGGAAGACCACUGUGCUGUGAAAUAUCAAUUUGAUGUCAUUCCCGCAGAAGGUGGAGGGGAGCGCAAACAGAAGAAGCGAGAUCAGAACAAAACAGCUGCUCACAGGUAUCGGCAAAGAAAAAGGGCAGAAUUAGAUUCUUUGGAAGAACAGCUGCAUUGCUUGGAAGGGAGGAACCGUGAGCUGCGGGACAAGGCAGAGUCUGUAGAGCGUGAAAUCCAGUACGUCAAAGACCUCUUGAUCGAAGUUUACAAGGCCAGAAGCCAAAGGCUAAAGCAGGACACAGGAUAAUACCAAAGUCCAGCCAAGAAGUCAGCACAGGGAAGUUGUGGAGCUUUCAGUGUCAUUUUGAUUGUACAGGAUAUCAUUUUGCUCUUCUUUUAUUUCAUGCUGAAUGUGUGUGUUAGUAAUGAGAAAAAAAAGGCAAUAGAAGUGAUAUUGCCGACACACACGCGCCACCGCUUGAGGCCAGCAAUGCUCCGAUGACAAUCAUUUUCAUGCUGUUACUCGACUUGUUUAAAAAGAAAACAACAUUGAUUAUGCGGGUUUAAGAUUUUACCAGCCUUACAUUAAAAUUGAUGUCAACAGUGAAUCUUUUUUUUCCCCUCAAUUUUCUUUUUAGCCAUUUUCUGUAGAAAAGCCAAAUGCCUCAAUUUAUUCAUUCAAACUUAAAAAAAUGUUUCUACUGCUCUCUUUUCAAUUGUAUGUGACUUCUUUGCAAUAUUUUAAACUACAGCAAUUGUUUUGGAAUAGAAAUUUACCUCAUUAAAAAAAGUCAUCUACUUUUUUUCAAAUGUUUAAUUAUUAAUAAAUUAAUACAUUGUAUUAUAUUACAGUGUUUAAUUCACAACAAUAUUAUAAGUUAGAGAGCACUUCUUGACUUGAGCUUUAAGGAAGGACUCCUAAAUAAUAUUUUAUUGUUAUGAGUUGGAUUUUCAUUUUUGUAGUUUUAUGAUUACUCGUAUUUUGAACCCGUUUUGGUAUGACAUUGCCUCCCAACCAGUCAUAUGACAAAUUAUACAAUAUAUUCAUGCAGCUCAGGAUUUACAAUUUGCUCUCCAAUAAAUCUUCUUAGUGACAGAAGAGGAAAAUAUUCUUAAAAAAAAAAAAAAAAAAAAGUCUUCCAUUUAACCUGGGAAAUAUUCCACAUAAGCAUUCUAUUGUAAAUACAUUUCUGCUGCAUCUUUUUGAAGGAUAAAUUUAAAAAAAGGUCAAUUUUGGGAUGAAUCAGGAUUAUUAUCAACGCAAUAUGUCUCAUGCGCCUCAGGCUAAUCUGCACUAAUUUAUACAAACUUUUAUAUUUUAAGUGAAUAGAGUGUAAUAGUCCUCACUUAAUAGCAAAUUAAAUGAGAAAAGCCUCAUUCGAUAGUUUGUUAACAAUGAGCCAGCAUGCAUAAGUUUGAUUCCCACUGCUUGCAGAAUCGAUUCUUAGUGGGCAUCUCUUCCUAUGCAUUUAUUUGAAGACAAUCUUGAAUAGAAGAUUGAAAAUUAUUUCGUCAAUUUAGAGGACACAAAAUCCCAUGAAUUUGUCUCCUCGCUGUGUACGAUCAAGUCAAGUUGUGUCAAUACUGGACCAAAAAUGUUCUCAUUUAAAUUCCAUUUCACUGCCAAAUCAGUCUAGUUGUUAAUCAUGUAAUUUUUUUUUUUUCUGUUGAAAAUAAAAGUGUG